Molecule: messenger RNA, 862 nt
Organism: Neltuma alba
Lineage: Eukaryota; Viridiplantae; Streptophyta; Magnoliopsida; Fabales; Fabaceae
Product: probable membrane-associated kinase regulator 6
Exons: 2
Coding region: 3-620 (205 amino acids)
Source: RefSeq, a predicted model, not a curated record
CAAUGGAAUCUUCACUGCCUCUGGCUACUGAUAGCUUUUCACACAGUUGGCUAUCAGACUUCAAGCCUUCUGUGAACUGCCUUGAAGAGCCUCUCAGAGCUUCCAUGAACUCUGAAGGUUUAAUAAUGGCGAAACCCCAGAGCUUUAACUUUGAUUUUUCUGUCACUCUCUCACCAUCUGCUGGUUUUGCUCAUGCUGAUGAGCUUUUCUCUGAUGGCUUUAUCAGACCUGUUUAUGGUAAUACUUCAAAGAUAAGAUCUUGCAAUACUCCUGAUUCUACACAAACCAUGCCUAGUUCUUUCUUUUACUCAGGAAUUGUCUCUCCAAGAGGUGUGGGGACUCAUCAUCAUGGGUUCUUCACAAAGUGGAGAAAAUCCACGCAGAAAAUCUUGAGAAGCACCUUUGGGUAUUUCAAGCAAUUAGGGAGGAGAGUAGGGUGCUCGAGGGAAAGUACUAGAGUUGGUGACUUUGAGAAGACGGAGUGGGAAGUGAAUAGUUGGAGCAUUUCACAGCAAGCAUCUCCAGUAUCAGUUAAAGAUUAUUCUAUGGGUGAUCUGUUUGAUCAUGAGAACUCAAUUCAUGAAGCAGUCCUUCACUGUAAAAGAUCAAUAGGAAAAUAAUCUUUCAUCAGCAGAUAAAGACGAGAAUAGAGAAGAGAAGUGAAGUGGUUGCUCCAGAUGUGCAUGGAAGCUGCUCAGGCCUCCCCAACUUGAUCUAUAUCUCUUCUGUCUUCUCUUGGAUUUUACACAUAUCGGUCUGCUGAAAGAAGUUUUCUUAGAUGUAGGAGUGAGUGAGGAUAUAUAAAGUUUAAUGGUACUCGCUGUACGCAUUUUAGAUGUAAGAAUAACAAUUUUUCAGCACU